UAAUGUGUGUGGAUCAUAUAUGUAGCCAAGUUAUCAUGGGGAGAUAUUAAUCAAUUAUUAGCAAAUAUGUAUGCAAUAAAACUCCAUUGAUGCAUGUGUCACUAGCAGCCAAAUACGAAUGGAGAUCCUGUGUGCUUUGCAUAUUUGAGAGCGGCAGAAACCAUGGUUUGAGUCUUGCAUUCUAAGAUGAGAACACAUGUCAUGCAUGCGCGCACAAGAUACGUGUUCUAUCUAUCUACACCGAAAUUGAUCAAUACUCAAUAGGCAUGCGUGUGUUGUUUCUACCAAUCUUCUUGCGUAUAUUAUGAGGCCCCUGGCAAUUAUUUGCAUUGGCAUAAUAAGAAAAGAUUUUUUUCAAAGAAAGGCACAAUGUCAAGGUCAACUUAAAAUAGUUUGGCAUGUUCCUGAGAGGGUCAUAAGAAUUAAUUGUCUUAACUAUAGUUCAAUCUACUUUAGUAUGGACCGACAAACUAUCAAUGUGCCAAAUUAAUUAGCGAAAGUAGGACUGCACACAAGAGGGCUAUAAAUACACUACCUUACUCCCCAGUCUCCAUCCCCAAGCUAUAACCCAUCUUCAUAGUUCAUACUCCUCAUAAUUCUAUAGCGUUCAACUACCCACUUUCUCAUGGACCCAAUAGUCAACCAGGGGUGGACCUCAUCCGAGGUAGAGGAGGCAUGCUCACUCAUUGCUAGGCUCAACACCAACAAAAUCAUGUACGACGACAAUGAUGACAAGAACAAGAAGCAUAAUUACAUCAUGAAUUCUCUCCAUGCAUUGUUUCCUUCAAAGACCAUGAAAGAGGUAACAGAUCUUUAUGUUAAUCUCGCCGUGGAAAUGCAUAUGAUCCAACGGAGGGAGGGAACCCAUGUUACUAGUGGUAGCCCGCAAAACAUUUUCACCUUUUGUGACCCUGUCAACGGUAACUAUGAGCUACCGAAGGAGGAGAAUGGUGCUAGCAGCACACACGUUAUCUACACCAUGGGCGACCAUGCGAAUGAAAACUUCGGUGUACGAGACGAGGCAACAAUCAUGGACAACAAUGGAUUGUCCUUUGGUUGUGUAAUGGAGGAUACGGGGAUCACGGUGAUGGGUGAGGCACCGCUGAUGGCAGACACCAACAAGAUGGAGGUGUUGGAGAACAAUAUUUCCAUAGAUCAACCAGUUGUUGCCCCACAUCAAUGUGGUUUUUGGAUCGACGAGGAACACAGCAUGGGCGGCCUUGUUAAUGAAAACUUUGAGGUACAAGAGGACGAGGAUAGACCAUGAUUGAUAAUGGGUUUUCAUUUCGUUGCGCACUGGAGGAUACAACGCAACUGGAGGAUAC
This is a messenger RNA of Triticum aestivum (bread wheat), 1325 nucleotides long. RefSeq lists its product as uncharacterized. Bases 626 to 1267 code for a protein of 213 amino acids. Lineage: Eukaryota; Viridiplantae; Streptophyta; Magnoliopsida; Poales; Poaceae. The record is from RefSeq and is a predicted model, not a curated record. The transcript has 2 exons.